Olea europaea var. sylvestris is the source of this 1180-nucleotide messenger RNA. RefSeq names its product 60S ribosomal protein L5, mitochondrial. Gene Ontology annotation, molecular function: structural constituent of ribosome; RNA binding. Gene Ontology annotation, cellular component: ribosome; cytosolic large ribosomal subunit. Gene Ontology annotation, biological process: translation. The record is from RefSeq and is a predicted model, not a curated record. The transcript has a single exon. NCBI's taxonomy places the organism in Eukaryota, Viridiplantae, Streptophyta, Magnoliopsida, Lamiales, Oleaceae.
AAACUCUAGCUUGGAAUCAUCAAUGUGCAAUCGCAUUUUCCAACUAGAGCGUGACAAUAGCUUUUUUCUUCUUGAUAAAAGCAGACAAUAUUGGAGCAAAAUUAAAACGGUCCUGGAUCAAGCUCCCUCUCAGAGGGAGUAUAACCGAUUACUCGAGUUUAAGAAUCGAGAUCUCCAGAUCUGGGAGAUGAAACAUUAGGCUUUUUCUCUUUUUCGAGAAGUGCUUUCUGAGCAUCCUUCCUUGGCCGAAAAGGCCUACUACAAUCCGCAAGAAGCCUUUAUCGACUUCUUUGACGAGAUGUGAGAAGAAAUAGAAAUCGAACUCCAAUCUGCGGACGCAGACCGAAGCGAAAUUGUUAUAUUAAAUAAAAUAGUAGAUGAUAUCAGCAAAAAAGGUCCUACUAUAUUAAAAAAAUCUUGGGCCAUUUUGAUAAAGAUGUCGAUUUCUAAUUUUAUAGUUAUAGUUGUCUUUUUGAAACAGACAGUUCACAGUGCUUAUUCUAUAUAUACUUGAAAAUCCAACUCAUGAAUCUACUCUAUUUUCAUUACGAAGAUGUAUUGAGUCAGGAUCCGUUGCUCAAAUCGAAUCAAACCAAUGUUAUGGAAGUUCCUACACUGUGUAAGAUAAGAGUAGGACCAAAGGCAUCACCUUCUAUCAAAAAUGGAAAAUUGGCUAUGGAGAUUCCUCGCGGUUAGAAAUUAAUACAGCCGUUUUCAACAGAAAAGUCUUUUGGAUCCAAUCCAUUCUUGGAGUCAAAUAAAAAAGGAUAUGUCAGCGACUUAGCACAACAAAGCACUCUCUGAGGACAUGGAAUGUCUAAUUUCUUGGUCAUAAUCUCCACAGUAAUGUCUCUGUUAGAUUCUUCGAUUGAAAUACGAGAAAACCCCGUUCAAUUCUCGAUGGAAACGGAGUUUUGCGAAUUCUCCCCAGAAUUGGAAGAUCAUUUCGAGAGCUUCGAACAUAUUCGAGGGUUCAAUGUGACUAUUGUCACUUCGGCCAACACACAAGAUGAGAUUUUACCACUGUGGAGCGGCUUUUUGCAAAAAGAUGAGAAGAAAACUCAGUAAGAUGUCGGAGAAGCGAAAUAUACGCGAUCACAAACGUAGAUUGCUCGUGGCUAAAUAUGAAUUGAGAUGAAAGCUUUAUAAAGCCUUUUGUAAAGAUCUCGAUCUUCCUAGU